CCCAUGCCCUACUGCCUAAAAAUUACAUACUAUUAAGUCACAUUCACUUCGUACAUAGUACAUAUUACCUAUUAUUUUGUUGAAAUAUUGAAAUGACACUGGAAACAAGUUUUGUCGUUAAAUGCAUAUACGAUAUAGUAUAAUAAUAAGUAUAGUAAUAAUUGAACUAGCCGAGUGUUUGAAUUAGAAUUUUUUUUAAAGAUAAAGUUUAACUCAUUUCUAUACGUAUUAUAAUAAUGGUAAAAUUUUUUGAAAAUAAAAGUUUAUUCCCAUUUAAAUGGGAUCAAGUUGUUCAUGGUUUUUGGCAUCGUUAUCCAAAUCCAGAAAGCAAGCAUGUAUUAUCUGAAGAUGUUUUACAUAGAGAGGUGAUAGAAAAUAAAUUGCAUUCUAUUAGGUUAUUCWCAAAAACUAACAAGUUGCCUAAAUGGGGUGAACGUUUUAUACAAAGUAAAGAUGUAAAAAUAGUCGAAGAAUCAAUUUUAGAUCCUUCAGAAAAAACAUUGGUGACGUAUACAAGGAAUGUUGGAUAUGCCAGUGUUAUGGGUGUGACAGAAAAAGUUAUUUAUAAAGUAAAUGAAGAAAAUCCAAAUACCACAGUUGCAGAGCGAUCCGUAUGGAUUGAAUCAAACGUAUAUGGAAUGUCUAAAGCAAUUCAAGCAUUUGGAAUGCAACGAUUUAAAGUUAACAGUGCUAAAGCAGUAAAAGGAUUUAAUUAUGUACUCAAUAGUAUGUACGGUACUAAUACGUCAAGUUCACCUGGUGUAUUAUUACAUCAGAAAGAAAAAUUAAAAGAUGCUCUUAAACAAUCAAAUUACAAAACUGGAUCUCUUUAUGUUCAUUAAACGUAUUUCUACUUGAGAAUUCACCAAGUUUUAUGAUCAAUUUAAUGUGAUAACAUAAUUAUGUAUUCUAUCAGUUCAACAAUUUAAACCAGAUUAAAGUACUCCUCAAGUUUAUGUGGUUAUACAUUAUUAUCAUCUUUAUAGUAUUUUAUUAGAAUACAAUUAAAUUAUUUUAAA
Diuraphis noxia (Russian wheat aphid) is the source of this 1019-nucleotide messenger RNA. It is a transcript of the gene prel, whose product is annotated as preli-like. The record is from RefSeq and is a predicted model, not a curated record. Gene Ontology annotation, cellular component: mitochondrial intermembrane space. NCBI's taxonomy places the organism in Eukaryota, Metazoa, Arthropoda, Insecta, Hemiptera, Aphididae.